GCGGCUCGCUAUUGGCUGCGAGGAGGGGAAAUCACAGAAACGAUACACUGAAAGCCUGGCGGUGUCUGGACUGCAGAAGGGAGGGGACUUUCAGCUGGAAACUGCCGACUGCAGAGCCCGGCUCUACGACCUGUGUCCCGGCGACUCUGAUCUCAGCCCAGGGGGGUCUGUUUAAAGCUUCAUGCCGGAUGUUGAAGUCCAUCAAUCUAUUUCACAAAGCAGAUAGAAGAUUACUUUGAAUUGAUACUAAGGAUCAAAACUUAUUUGAAAAGAAAAUGAACAGGUUUUUAAAAAGAGCAGGAAGAGAGCUGGAGAAAGUUGGAAAAGAAAACAUCCUCCAAAACAUUGAUCACAAUAAAAUUAACAGGGAAGUAAAGCGGGUUUUAAAGCAGGACAAGACCGUGAGGGAGCUUACAGGGAGUGCUGAACCACUGGAUGUUGACCAUGAUGCUGACCAAAGCAUAGGAAGGAAACUGGAGGUUCUUGGAAAGCAACAUCUAGGAACCUUACUUAAAAAUGCUUUGGAAGAAGUGGAAGAGACCAAUCUUCCUGGUGGGGCAAGUGAGCAGGGUGAACCUACCACAACCAACACACUUGCUGCAGAAACUCAAAAUGAAGAAAAAACGGGUGAACUAAAAGAAAAGCUUCAAAAUGUAUUUCAGCAAGGAAAAGUCCCAUUUUAUGUCAGGACGCUGACUCUUUGUGGCUACAGGAGUGCAGGAAAAACCACCUUGCUCCGCAGAUUACUAAAUGAGCCCUUCCGGGAGGAUGAGCCUAUAACAGAUGGAAUACGGAUUGGACAAAUCAAUAUUAAAAACUGGGAAGAAAAGAUAGAUAAUCCAAGUGAUGAUUUAACAACUGCAAUUGCAACUUGUGUUUUAAAUACCGACAAACAACCUCUAGAAGGAACACCUGAAGAUCAAGAGGAGAGCAGCUCUCACUUAAAUGAAGAACCAAAAGACAUCACUGAAGAUCCUGUAAUGGAUGAACACUUUACCAAUGAAAUACUGAUGAAGCUGCAAGAAAGCAGUGAAUGCUCCGAUGGGUUUUCAGUAUUUAGAUAUUAUGACUUUGGAGGUCACGUUGAAUACCAGCAGAUGCACAUGCCUUUUUUACCUCAGAACGCUGUCUACCUGUUGGUUGUUAACUUAAACCUGGGAUUGAAUGACAAACUACCAGCAAAGGAAAGGCCACUUCGAGGACAAAAAGUAAUGGACACCUGUGGAUACACUGUGAAAGAUUAUUUGGACUACUGGAUCAGGUGCAUUUCCUCACUCUCCAGAGACCAUAAGGAUACUUAUCGUGUCAUUCUGGUUGGGACUUUUGCCAAAAGCUGCAGCAAUGCUGAAGAGACCUUGAGCAAUAUUUACAGCUACCUUCAAAAUUACUUGUCAGCUGCUUCACUUUAUGCUGAGAAAUUUGCUGUUGACAACUCUGUCGAUGAUGAUCAGGGAGUGGGGUACACGGAGCUACGUUUGGCAAUUGAGAGCCUGUCAAGGGAAGUUGCAUUUGAGGACAACAUUGUUUUGUGCAAUGCAAAGUUGUAUUAUCACAUUCUGAACUGCAGUGAGAAAUAUCUGCUGUGUUCAGACAAGUACUUGUCGUGGUAUGACACCAUGGGAAGUCCCCAAGGUACAGAUGUGAGCAAUGCUCACAAGAAGCUUCAAGUGCAGGCAGCACUGCAAGUCUUGAACUGUAUGAAGUUUGCUUAUUUUUCUGAGCCAGUCUUGGUCUUGGAUCCUCAGUGGCUUAUUGACCUCAUGGCUGCGUUGAUUCCAAUCAAUUGUGCCCCACCACUGAAGAUACAAACUGCACCAUUUCCAAUCCAAAGUCAGUGGAUGAAACUUGUCAACAGUGGAAAAUUUUCAGAAAGCCUCUUGGAUUAUAUUUGGCCGAAUGAAACAUUAAAGCUUAAGGAUGAACUGCUUGAAAUCUUGAAGAGCCUGAAUUUAGUUGUGUUGUCAGAUCCAGCAUCCAAGUGUUACCAUCUAUGGUUCAAACGCAAACAGAGGGAGGUCUUUCUGUGUCUGUACGAAAACCAAGCUAUGGGCUUCUUCCAGAAAGAUAUUUUUAACGAAUUGAUACCAAUGUUUCAAAAGGAAUGGCCCUAUAUUGAAUCCCUGGAUGCUACAUUUGUUCAACUUGAAAAGAAAAAGAAUGCCGAUUACAAAAUACAUCUGGAAUUAAGAAACGACAGAGUGUUACUUGUGAAUAAAAAUGAGUUUGAACAUGAUGAUUUUGUGUACAAAGUUGGUUCUAUUGUGGAAUGUAUGCAGAAGAGGUACCCUACACUCUGUCUGUUUGUGGAUGGCAAACCGUACAAAGCGGUUGAACUGUUCCUUCAGGUCAGAAAGAGCAUAAAGAAAAAUGCAGAUGUGGUGAACAUAGUGAAGGUCUUUAUGGAAGACAAGCCGGAAAGACAAAAGGACAUCUUUUUCAGAGACCAGUCAAUUGACAUCAGGUUUGAUACAACCACAGAAGAUAUGGUGCAUAUGAUUCAAGAAAGAAUGCUGAUAAAAACUCUGGCAGAACUCAAUUGGUUCCAUGGGCCUGAUGCAGAAGAAAUUUGUAGGAAAAAGUUAGAACUUCUACCUGAGGCUUGCUGCUUUCCUAAAGGAGCACAGUUGGUAAAGGACUUGUGCGAACUGCUAAGAAAAUUGCACAACAAUUGCACUGAGACCAGGAGAAGCAUCCUUGAUGAAGUUGGAGAAAUCCUGAAGUGCUGCGUCAUCCAGUGCAUGUUAGACACAACAGAUCGACCUGUGGACCACAGUGAAAUCUCCUCCCUGGACGCCUUUCAACUGUUCAAGAAAGCCCAGCCCGGAGUUCCAGAAAGUGCCAUAAGGGACAUAAAGCAGCUGCAAAACUUAUCAACGUCAGACGAGUGCAGCAUGUCUGAGGAUUUUAUAGAGAAACUGACAAUAAGCAUACACCGUCUGUUCUGGAUCACAAACCUGGUCUUUGUCAAGUGUGUCGAUGAAAAAAACUCUCAAGAAAGAUGUUUGGAGGAGAAAAUCAGUAACCUGUACUUUAAAACUUAUCAACAAUACGUUGAACGUAAAAAAGAGCUUGAUAUGUUGAGGAACCAACUAGACAACUUGACAACAGCAAUAAACACAAACCCAAAAGUCACAUCCUGCAGAGAUUGGUUACACAAGAACUUCAGUAAAUUUGUUCAAACAAUGGGGGAAGGCGUUCACAAACCUCUGCUGGAUAAGCUUUAUGAGAAACAUCUGAAUGAAGAGGAAAUAAGCAACAUAUCAUCCAAUAAAACUAGACAAGAAAGGAACCGGGAAUUACUGAGGCUAAUGAUCAACAAAGGUGAAGAGACUUGCAAACUUUUCCUUCACAUCUUCUGCUCUGAGGACCCUUCUAAUGAAAUAACUAGAAAGCUAAGUGACAUCCUUCUAAUACGCAAGCAACCAGACCAGCACACAGUAUUCCAAGUACAGAUUCAAGAAUUUGGACAAUAAUCUUCUUUUGAUUCUAUUCCACUAAUCCAAAGUGAAAUAAAUCUGGGGCUCCCUGUGGAAGAAAUGGAUUCUAUAAGACUGUAGCAUUUGGAAUAUAGACUAAGUAAUCUGAAAUUUAUUCAGACCUGAUAGGAUCAAUGAGUUAAACUUCAAAUAUGAACUAAGCAGAAUUCUGAAAACAUUUCAUACAAUUACAUUCAUGCAUACUUGACUGUUAUUUUAAACAAAUGGAAAAGAAAUUAUUUUUCUAAUAUACUGAGUAUUAAUAAUCUAAGUCUUUGUUAACAACCCAGGGGGCAUUAUUUUAUCAAGUUUUGUAGCAAUUGAUAUGAGCUUGCACUCAUCUGUAAAAUUGAUCUCGGAUAUUGUAUGUAGUAAAAUUCCUGUAUAGAUUUUGUAUUUUGUUUAUUUCCAGAACUUUGCAAUGUAAGUUAUUAAAAAUUGAAAGACUUGCAUUUCUAUGGAGCUAUUCACCAACUCCAGACAUGCUGAUGUGUUUUGCAGCCAAUGAAGUAAUAUGUCUAGCCAAUACUCCAGUUGUAACUCAUUCAAAAGGGAGACUUACUAGAAAUGUGUUUCCUGUUGCUAAAUAGUUGCAAAAUGAAGUGGCGUAUUAUUUAAUUUGAAUCUGUAAAAGCAGUAUAAAUGGUAUGAUUGUUGUAAAAACAGAUUAUAAUUGGAUUGGAUACUGUAAUGAGUUCAUAUAUUGCUUUUAACUUUCGAUGGACAGCAACCCCACACAACCUAAGGUCGUUGUAAAUUGAAUUUUAUUUUGGGUAGUAAGACAAUGGUCGAUUUGCCUUUGGGUUUAUCAUGCCUGCCAAUGAAAUUCUAUUCUUUUACCUUUUGAAAGUGUCCCAAAAUGCUGGAUGAAAAAUUCCCUUGCCUGCUUUUCAGAAAUAAGUCAUCUUAUUUAGGCACAAAUGUUACAUAUUUGAGGAAAAAAUGCAGUUGAAUUCAUAAUACCACCAGUGUACAAUGUGAAAGUGGAACAUUCCAUUGGUGUCCUUUGAAGUCUCUAAAAGCAACUUCAGUUCAGCAAUUUGGUGACACUGGACUUGCAAAUUUUCUGGACUCUUGAAUGUCAUUUGAUUUAAUAAAUAAAAAGCAAAUUAAAACUG
Messenger RNA from Hypanus sabinus (Atlantic stingray), 4594 nucleotides. RefSeq lists its product as uncharacterized. Bases 276 to 3473 code for a protein of 1065 amino acids. The record is from RefSeq and is a predicted model, not a curated record. Gene Ontology annotation, biological process: regulation of apoptotic process. The transcript has 14 exons. NCBI's taxonomy places the organism in Eukaryota, Metazoa, Chordata, Chondrichthyes, Myliobatiformes, Dasyatidae.